Messenger RNA from Auanema sp. JU1783, 2901 nucleotides. The record is from the annotation of a GenBank genome assembly. Lineage: Eukaryota; Metazoa; Nematoda; Chromadorea; Rhabditida; Rhabditidae.
AUGGAGCAGCGGAAAAGAAAGUCUGCACUUGAGAACUAUGUUGAUAGUCUCAUGGAUCCGCCUGAAAAACUCAAAAAGAUGACUGAUUUUUAUUCAAGUUUGAAAAACUUUUAUCGCCGUAAAUGGAAUGCCAUGUUAAAACUGCCUUGCGUCCAAGGAGUCGAACUUAAUUUAUUCCGUAUGUAUGAUGUCGUUAUGAGCUUAGGUGGAUGGCAGAAGGUUUCUCAACAAGAAAAAUGGCCGGAUGUGGCUGAGAUGUUGGGUGUGGGAGAAGAUGUUAUGGGAGGCGACCAUGCCAUUAAGCUUUUGUAUAUGAGAUUUUUAUCUAAAUUUGAACAAUUUGAAACCAUCGGUGAUAUUGAUGAAAUGAUAGUAGAUGGUGAAAUCUCUCGCAGUCGUGGUCGUCAAGCUUCCUCUUUUGCAACAAAUGAGUGCCCCAUAAGUAUGUCGAAACAUUUUGAAACUAUACGUAGAGAAUAUGCUGAGCCUGAUUAUUCUCGAGUAAUGCGUUCACUUUUGAGUGGCCUGCCAAACGAAGUUGAUUUCGGAAUCAACGUGUGCACUCUGCUGUCCCACCCUGGUCCCCGUUUGUUAAGGCUUUCCCAUGUUCCUCAUAUUCCCAUAUUGUUGGUCGCUCAUUGUGGUAUUUUUGAUGAUGAGUCUGCAGAUUUAUCUGAUUUAUAUUCAACCUGGAAAGGAUACACUCAGCGUGACUUCCUGGGUUUCUGGGCUAAUUGUGGAGCUUCAGAAGAGUUUUUGAAAAUGUUUGUUCCUGAAGCUCAGAAGAUCAAGCUGGACCCCGAUGGUGAAAUUUUACAUGGAAUUAACCUUGAGUACGAUGUGAGAAAUUCAAUUUCUUGGAGACUGAAUCAGAUUGCAACAAUCAUUCGAAACUUCUCUUUUGAGCCUAUCAACAGAGUGAGUCUCACCCAGUGUUGGCCCAUAUAUAAGCUCCUCUUCCUAUGUGCUUCUUGUAAAUAUGUGCCUCUGUUCACAGCAGCUAUGGAUACUUUGUCGAACAUCGCGUGUGAUAUCAACCUCACCUGGCAGAGAAUGACCGUAGAUUCUGAUUAUGCCCUUCUUCGAAUCAUAAAGAAAGGUUUGGAAAGCAAUGACAAGUUCAUGCUGGUACGCUCACUGGAGAUUCUUACUGGUUUAUGUCUGAAUGAUGCUAAUGAGGGAGUUAUUCUUGACUUUCUGACCGCUGAUAUGUUUGAUCGUAUCUUUGACAUCGUGUGUGUGAGAGAUAUUAUGAUGUGUGUUUACGCAUUGGAAUGCUUGUAUCAGUUGUCUGAAAUGGGGUCUCUGCCAUGUGAUAUUAUCGCCGAUCGUCCACGUUUUGUACAGCAGCUAGUUUCUAUGGCUACAAUGGAAGCUGUCACCUUUGGUCAAGUCGGUCUAGCCGGAAUGAAAGUUGUUGAAUAUCAACCAAACACUGCUCCAGGAUACCAAGUUCAACAUGCUCAUCCUAUGCAUCAUCCAGGACAUCAAGGAGGACAUCAUGGUCCACCGGGACAUAUGGUUCCACAAGCUAUUCAUGGCCCACCUGGUCAUCAUGGACCUCCAGGACAUCACGGUCCUCCUGGUCAUCAUGGGCCACCAGGGAUGGCUGUUCAAAUGGGAACACCUAAUCAUAAUGUGCAUACUCCUUACAAUAGCCAUCCUGCAAUGCAUGCACCACCCCAUUCUGGACAUGUACAAGGCUACCCAAUGACUCCUCAGAGACCCAUGCCUGGAACCCCUAGAGCUCUUCCUCAAGUUGUUCACAUCGGUGGACCUCCUAGACCUGUUCCAUCAGAAAACAAGACGUAUAUUGAAACUCUAACUGAGCAAUGGAUUCGCACAAAUUGUGUGGGAGAUAAUGCUAGUUCCACACCUCGGGGAGAACUCUAUGCCGCAUAUGUUGACGACUUGAGGAGUCAGUUUCAUUCUUUGAGUGGUAGUCUUGCUUCGUUCACGAACACUUUAAAAGCCAUGUUCCCUGAAAUUCAAAUCAGAAUGGUUGAAAGUACUCUUACAAUGGUAGUUCUGGGUAUUCGUCUGAUCAAGCCUCACAGACUGGUUGGAAUAGUCUCCGGUGGCUCUAAUCAUGUUUCUUCUACCGUUAAUUCUCAUCCGCUUAUGAAGCAAAUCUUAACGAAAGGACCUCCACAGCCUUUGAACGGCAUCAACGGAAGUCGUAGUAGCAAUGAAUCGUCCAGGAGCAGCACGCCCAUCGACGAGAAGAAAGAAGCAGAAAGUCCUGUCAAGCCUAAGGCUAAUGGCAAGGUUGUAGUUGAGGCUGCUGCCGAUUCUACCACUCAAGAACCUAAGAAUACUGGUCUCGAGUUUAUGUGUGAAUGGGAUGGUUGCGGAUCAACAUUCAGUUCUUCUCAAGGAGUACUGAACCAUUGCUUGAAAUCUCACAUGAUUGAUAUGCAACAACCUUGUAAAUGGCCAGGUUGCGAUGGAACUCCCAGGAGUAGAUGGUCACUUGUUACUCACCUCUUGGAUCACCAUACCCAAGAAGCACAGUUGCGCUUAGCUUCGCAAAGACGACGAGAUGGAGUAGCACCUUCUAAGCCAACCCCCUAUCAGAAGGAUAUCCCUCGAGAUAUUCCUCCUCAUCCAGGAUAUUCUAAGCAUGCAGCCAUCGAUGCUAUCCGUCGGCAUGCGUUCAACUAUUUACCACGCGACAUCACCGAUGAAGCAGAGGGUCCAGUAACUAAAAGUAUCCGAUUGACAAGUUGCCUAAUUUUGAGAAAUCUCGCACGGUUCUCUGCAGAAGGAAGACACUUACUAAAACGACAUGAAAGUCAAAUCUGUUGGUUAGCCUUAUCACGUUUAGAGUCCAGUCAUGCAUUGGGCCAAUUGCUGGGAGAGCUCAACGAUUCACAUUCUGAGGAUGUCGCGGACGAAUAA